AUGGGCCGAGGAGAGCUCGUUUCCGGCUUCCCGGUGGAUCUCUCAAACCUUGAGCAGCUCAUCAAACGAGCCAUCCAAAGCACCGGGUGCCACGGCAGAAGCACGAACAGGACGCUCCAGAUGAGAUUGCACGAACAGGAUGCCCCAGAUGAGAUUUUUCAGUUGCGCGUUUUGGCAGGGGUGGUUUUGGCCAAGGCAGGCCAGCGGCCUGGGAAUUCCAGCCUGCACCAGCUGACCCAGCAGCUCUUACAGAACUACUCCAAGGGCGUGAGACCAGUCUGGGACUGGAUGCAACCUACCACCGUGUACCUGGAUCUGCUGGUCAACGCGGUGCUGGACGUGGAUGCCCAGAAUCAGAGAGUAACGACCAGCGUGUUGUAUCUAGAGAUUUGGAAGAACGAGUUUCUUGCCUGGGAUGGCGGCCCGUUUGGAGGGAUUGGGGAGAUCUCCCUGCCUCUGGAUGACCUCUGGGCCCCGGACAUCAUCAUCAACGAAUUGGUGAAGGAGGAACAGUCUUCUGAACUGCCCUAUGUUUAUUUAAAUUCUUCGGGGAUGAUAAGGAGAUCUCUGCCAAUCCAGGUGGUCUCUGCCUGCUAUCUGGAGACCUACGCUUUUCCUUUUGAUAUCCAGAACUGCAGCUUGACUUUCAACAGCGCCCUGCACACUGUGAGCGAUGUGGAUCUCGCCUUGCUGAGGAGUGCGGAGGACAUCGAGAAUGACAAGCAGGUUUUUCUGAACGACAGCGAAUGGGAGCUCCUGGCCGUGCCGGCAGCCUACCGCGUCCUCCACAGCCAGACGGGAGACUUUGCCCAGAUUCAGUUUCACGUGGUGAUCCGGCGCCGCCCACUGCUCUACGUGGUCAGCCUGCUACUCCCCAGCAUCUUCCUGACGGUUAUGGACCUGGGCAGCUUUUACCUGCCUCCACACUGUGGCACCCAGAUCACGUUCAAGACCAGCAUCCUAGUCGGGUACACGGUCUUCAAGGUCAACAUCUCCGAGGAGCUGCCAAAGAGCACAGCCAGCACCCCACUUAUCGGUGUGUUCUUCACCGUCUGUAUGGCCUUCCUGGUCCUCAGCUUGUCCGAGUCCAUCCUGCUAGUCCGGUUCCUGCACAGGGAGAGGAGGGAGGGGCAGGAGCAGCCCCUCUCUUCUCUCCGAAGGAGCCCCGGCUCCGGAAGCUGCAGCCCUGAAGGGAAUGCCCGUCCAGCCGGGAGCCCCCUCGGUGAGGCCGACGGAGCCGCAGGUACGGGAGAAACUCUCAGGCGUCCCCUGGGACGUGGCACAGUGGCAAACCCCAGCUGGACCCAGGGAGACUCAGCUCCUGCCCCCUGGGUGGGAUUCCUGGGGAGGACUCCUAGCUGUGCCAUCACAUCACAGGCUCCCGGCAGGAGGGAGCACGGGGCUGGAGUGGGGGCCAUGGAGGAAGCCCUGGCCCAGCUGCAGUCCAUAGGUCGUCGCAUCCAGGCCCUGGACCGGGACGACCAGCAGGAGACCGAGCGGCUUGGACUCCUGUACCGACUAGAUCGGCUGUUGUUCGGCGGCUACCUCCUGGUGCUCGGGAUGUACGGCUUCACCCUGGGCUUCCUGUGGGUGGCAUGGAGCAGGCCAUAGAGACCCUGCUCUUGGGACCCUGAGAUUGCAGCCCUCCCCUCCCCUGCUGCGGGGGACCGGUGGACCCUGGGGGGUGCCAAGCCAGGGUUAUAUGGGGCCAUUUUAAGCUUGGCCUAAGACCCCCGAUUGAUCAGGAGUGAGCAGGGUCAAUCAAUCCAUCAAUCAUAUUUAUUAAGUGCUUACU
This is a messenger RNA of Ornithorhynchus anatinus (platypus), 1795 nucleotides long. It is a transcript of the gene HTR3B, whose product is annotated as 5-hydroxytryptamine receptor 3B. Gene Ontology annotation, cellular component: neuron projection; synapse; postsynaptic membrane. Gene Ontology annotation, molecular function: transmembrane signaling receptor activity; neurotransmitter receptor activity; extracellular ligand-gated monoatomic ion channel activity. Bases 1 to 1611 code for a protein of 536 amino acids. Gene Ontology annotation, biological process: chemical synaptic transmission; regulation of membrane potential; monoatomic ion transmembrane transport. Lineage: Eukaryota; Metazoa; Chordata; Mammalia; Monotremata; Ornithorhynchidae. The record is from RefSeq and is a predicted model, not a curated record. The transcript is spliced from 9 exons.